Dendroctonus ponderosae (mountain pine beetle) is the source of this 3509-nucleotide messenger RNA. It is a transcript of the gene Larp7, whose product is annotated as la-related protein 7. Gene Ontology annotation, cellular component: nucleus. The transcript has 6 exons. NCBI's taxonomy places the organism in Eukaryota, Metazoa, Arthropoda, Insecta, Coleoptera, Curculionidae. Gene Ontology annotation, molecular function: mRNA binding. The coding region runs from base 170 to 1780 and encodes 536 amino acids. The record is from RefSeq and is a predicted model, not a curated record. Gene Ontology annotation, biological process: RNA processing.
CCCAAAGAAAGCAGAAGCAGUUUAAUCUGAGUUUGAUGCAAAAGUGGCAAUAACCUAUGAAAAUAGAGUUUAUACCAUAGAUAAAGACGAGUUUAUAACAGUUUAUACAAAGUUCAGCUUCAGCAGGAUUCAGGCUGUUUAUACUUGAAUUUUGAUAAUUUCUCUGAAAAUGGGCGAAGGAGAAUGUUCGGCCACGGUGGAAGAGCAACCGAAGAGACCCCGAAAUCGCAAAAAACACCUUUAUAACACGAUUCUUCAGCAGAUGGAAUUUUACUUUAGUGAUGCCAAUUUGUCCAAAGACCGGUUUUUAUCCACUAUUAUCAGUAAGGAUAGAUACGUGGAAAUAGAGCAGUUUCAAAAAUUCAACAAAAUCAAAAAGCUCAACUGUACAACCGAGGAUAUUCGCAAAGCUGUGCGAAACUCAAAACUCAUUGAAACAUCAGAAGACGGUUUAAAGUUAUGUAGAAAACUACCGAUAAAAGUCAAGGAGGAUGAAACUCUUUGCACAAUCUAUGUUGAAAACAUUAAGGCUGAUGCCACGCAUGAAACGUUAUCGCAAAUAUUCUCAGAUUUUGGCAAAAUUGCCUACAUUUCCAUUCCCAAGUACGCCCACAAGGUGAACAAGGGCUUUGCCUUUAUUGAGUACGAAACGCCCCAAGAAGCGGACCAAGCGUUAGCGUUCUUCAAUAGCAUCGGAUGCCAGAUGCCUUCCAGCAAAUGCCCAGAAGAACUUCAAAGUGUUAGAACUUACGAAGAGCCUGGAACUGUUGAAAAUGUUGAUGAAAAUGUCGAGACUGUGCCCAAGAUUCAUGUUCGAACAGUAAAUGAAAACAUUGAUACAGCUCCAGAUACUGGUGAUAACGUUGAAAUCGAAAGCGAUCAAUCGGCAUCGAAAGUAGAAGGUAAAACCAAAGAAGGCAAGGAGAAGAAGCGGAAGUUAAGUGAGCAAACUGAUGUACCGGCAAAGAAGCCAAAAACCGAUGAAGAAACUAUAGUAUCGAAAACUCUGGAAGAAACUCCGAGUGAAAAGCGGAAGUUAAGUGGGCAAAAGGAUGUGCCGGCAAAGAGGCGGAAAACCGAUGAAGAAGCUCAAGUGUCGGAAAAUCCGGAAGACGCUCAGACUGAAAAGUGCGAGAAGCGGAAAAAGAAGAAAAAGAAAAAGGAAAAGAAGAAAAAUAUGGUCAAAGAGUUGGGACUGCAAGUGCUUUCCAAAACCGAGUGGAAAAGGCUCAGGAACAACUACUUGAACUUGCAAAGGAAGAAAAUGCGCGAAUUAAAGCUAUAUCUUCGGCAGCAAAAAUAUGGUCCAAACGAGCAGAGUCCAAACUUUGCUGAUGCUGGUGAAACUGCCGAACAUGGCAAUGACAAAAUAGAGUUGGAAACACCUACAGAGGCCACUAAACUCGCUUACGUGUCCGGAGUAAUAGUGAAGCUUAAACUACUGGAACAAUGCAGCGACGUCAAAAAACUAAAGAACGAUAUCAAAUGCGUUGCCCCCGACGUAAAUUACGUGGAUAUCCCGUUACCUUGUGGCAGCGAGGAGGUGUUUAUAAGGUUUGCAACUAGUGAAGCAGCCAGCGAAUUUUGCGAGAAAGACUUUGAUGGGGAGAAAACUAUUUUAGAAGGGGACGAAGAAAAGGCCUACUGGGAAAAGAUUGAGAAUGAUAGAACAGUGAAGUUCAAGAAGCUGGCGAAAAAACAAAGAGGACGCGACAAAUUGCUGAAGAAAGCCGAGAAAGAAGCAGCUAAACAUUUGAGAUUCGAUGAGAAGCCGAAUUAGAUGUUUGUUAGGUAACAUCAAGUAUUAAAUGAAAGUAUCAUCAAAGUGAAAGUGGGUUUUUAAUUAAGGCCAUCCAUGUGUCUUAAUUCCUUUGCCUCUGGCGUGCCGAUAACACUUUUAGUCUAAGCUAACCUUGGUGAAAUGAGACCGAAAUGGGUCAGUGGGAAAGUCCUGAAAUCGACGUGGUUGUGAAAUUUAAAUUGUUAAUUUAGUUGGAACGGGAAAACGAAACAUUCCUAAUUGAAAUCUCGCAAACGAUACGUUUGUGUUCUAUCAACUUUUGAACUUCCCCGAUUAAACAUUUAAUUUUUGGCUUAAAAUGUUUAAAUAAAGAAACAGAAUCUGGAAAAGUUUCAAAAGGACAAUUUGCACAAAAUUGCGCUUUCAAGAGAGAUUGUACAGAAAAUUGAAGUAGGAUUACACAAAAUUACUCACUAAAUUUAUGUUUUGGGGUCAAUAAUCAUUAUCCGUACAGCUCGCUUUAUAAUAUCAACUUUUAAAUAAUAAUAACAAUAAUAAGGCUGAUAAUCUCACUUUCCCAGUAAUCACGCCUUAAGUUACUGAGCCUAAUUAAGGCUGGAGAAACUCGUUAUUAUUAAUCUGACUAGUUCGAACUUAAAAAGGAUUAAUAUCAAUACACAUCUACGGUGAAAAUUCACUUGAAAAACUACCGUUUUUGGUUUGAAUGUAUUUAAUUUCAUGUAGUUGCAAUUUGGAUUCUUAGAAGUUAAUGUUGUUGAAAAACAACUUGUCCCGAAAGUUUGAUAACGUGAACUUUGAACUGAAAUGCUCCGAUUUUAAAUAAUCGAUUUCCUCUCCUACUAUCUCUUUUAGGUCUAUAGUUGACCCAUUUUGCUUAGUUUUAUAUGUUCAGUUAUGCAGCUCCUGAAGUGAGUUUUUAAGACGAUUUUCCUUAAACGGCGCUUCAGUAAAUUAGUUCAACAAGUUGAGUUGGAGAAAACUUGGACUACUAAACAAUUGACCGUUAAACUUCGAAAAGUAAAAAUGCACGAGAUAUUGUGAAGAUUGUUGUUCCAAACUCUAUAGUGCUCUGGGUUUGUCUUUAUCAGGUGACCCCUGCAGACUAUUUUGAAAGAUUGGACAAAAUAUUUAUAUCACGCGUCAUAUGUGAUGUAAAGUCCCACUAUAUAAGAGGCACCUUCUCGAGUGAAAACACACAAUUUGAAAAUUUACUCAUUGACAAAGAAGUGUUAGAAAAUGGGCAAAUUAUUAUUCGUGGCUGCUUUAGCAGUUCUUGUAACAGUCGCAUGUUCGAGUCCUUAUGGUAGUGGCGGCUAUGGAGGAAGCCAGGGUGGUGGACAUGGAGGUGGUCAAGGUGGCGGUUUUGGUGGAGGUCAAGGCGGAGGAAGCCAAGGCGGUGGAUUUGGCGGAAGCCAAGGAGGCGGCUUUGACAGUGGAUUUAACAGCGGUAGCCAAGGACAAGGUGGGCACCAAGGAGGUGGACUUGGAGGCGGACAAGGAGGUGGACAAGGAGGUGGACUUGGGGGCGGUCAAGGAGGUGGAUUUGGGGGCGGUCAAGGAGGUGGACAAGGUGGAUUUGGAGGCAGUCAAGGAGGACAAAGUGGACACCAAGGAGGCGGAUUUGGCGGUGGACAAGGAGGACAUCAAGGUGGUGGCCAAGGAGGAUACAAAAGCCACGGCUAUUAGACACUUGAUUGCUGGCUAACGAGAUCCCGUCUUAAAAAAUAAACGUUUUCCUUAUCUCAAA